Molecule: messenger RNA, 1065 nt
Organism: Aspergillus melleus
Lineage: Eukaryota; Fungi; Ascomycota; Eurotiomycetes; Eurotiales; Aspergillaceae
Exons: 1
Coding region: 1-1065 (354 amino acids)
Source: RefSeq, a predicted model, not a curated record
AUGGACUACCGUUGGCAUCUUCGCGACGUGCACCAUUACCAAAAGAGUAUCUGCGAGCCGCCCGGAAAGACGUGCAAGAAACGAUCCUCCUCUGCCCUGGAUGAGUCUCCAACCUCGGACAAAAAGCAGUUCAAGAAGGUGGAACGCCCCUGCAAACGUCAAAAGGCCGGGUCGAAAUCAUCACGUAGUGUUAAGGGGCACACUUUUAUCAACUGGGAACCCCAUGCAACACGGUUAAGAGCGAGGAGACCUGCCCAGGCUCGGAAGGAAGAUCAGGGCCACCAGUGCCCAAGCAUCAAUCUGCACGCAGUAUCACAGGAUGGCCAUUCUGCUCGAUCAGCCUCACUUGACCUCCCCGGGCUGACGGAUGAUACGAGCACCUGCGCAAGCUACUCUGCAGCAUCUCCCACCAUAGAUGCUAUCCCUAUUGACCCCCAGAUCUUGCAACCUGCCCCUUGGCUUGUGUACCAACCAGUACAAGGAGAUGGGCAAGACCGCAUGUGUGGCUCUGUGGAAUAUAGAGACAGUCACUGCGCCAAUGAGCCAGCAGAGAGCAAUGUUUCCCAUCAGACGCCCCUGGAAAACCCUACCCAGAGGGACAUUGACUGCGAAGAGGCUGCUUACCUAGGAGCGGACAAUAUUACCACGGAUCCCACGACGCCAUCAACGCCGCUAAGCCGACCAGACGCUGCCCCCACAACCUAUGAAUCCAGGCCGGCAAAUGACUCUUUCCACAUGGUGCAGCAGUCUACCGAUAUAGCUACUAUCCAAAACGAAGGGAAAGCUGUCAACUUCAUAGGGCCCAUUACAAGAGUCCGAACCAGGGCUAUGACUAGGUCAUGUCAGAGGUCUACGGGCCUCCGCACCUCGUCUGGCAAAGCAAGAGCAUACAGCCAGGAGGAGGACGCCUUGCUGAAGUCACUCAUGGAGGAAUGGGGUACUCUCGAAUUGGUUGUGCCGAGAUUCCAGAAGUCGUUUCCAAAUCGAUCUGCUAUUUCCCUUCAAAAGCGCUGGUUGCUCAUACGAUCGUCUCCUCGACGCUCGACCAGGUCAAGACCGAUUUGA